AUGGCCACAGAGCAAACCCUCGGCUUUAUCGGAUGCGGAAACAUGGGUGGAGCCGUCCUAAACGGCAUCCUAACCUCCGCAUUCCCAGCCAACAGUCAACAACAAGACGUCUCGACAAGACAACCAAUAACCAACUUCAAAGCUGGCACAAAAACCGCCUCCUCAGCCCAACGGCUUCAAUCCACAAUCCCCAGCCACAACACAGACCAAGUAGAAAUCCUCUGGGGAGAAAACGUGCGCACCAUGCAAGAAUCAAACGUCAUCAUCCUAGGCUGCAAACCGUUCAUGGCGGAAGAAGUCCUAGGCGCCAAGGGCGUACGGGAAGCGCUAGCUGGGAAAUUGGUUAUCAGCAUGUUAGCCGGACAAAGUGUUGAGAAAUUGCUGAGGAUUAUCAGAAGCUCUGCAACUGAAAAUGAAACUGAGACUGAGACGGUUGAUCCGAUAAUCAUGAAAGCAAUCCCGAAUAUGGGCGCGCAAUUUCGUGAGUCGAUGACUAUCCUCGAAGAACCGGCCUCGAAUGUCCCUGCUUCAAUGGUCGAAACGACGGAGUGGAUUUUCAAACAGGUUGGUAUGAUUAAAUACCUACCGGCCAGUUUGACGGGGCUGGGGUCAGUCCUUGUUGGAGCGACGUUGGCGGCGUUGACGCUUCCCAUCGAGGGAUUACUGGAUGGGUGUGUGGCGGAGGGAUUGAAACGGGGCGAUGCGAUGGAGAUUGUGUUGCAGGGGAUUCGGGGGCUUUCUGCUUCGUUGGAGGCUGGGACGCAUCCGGCUGUGUUGAGGGAGAGUAUUUCUUCGCCGAGGGGGUGUACUAUUCAGGCACUUUUGAGUCUUGAGAGAGCUGGUGCUCGGAGUGAUUUUGCUGAGGCUAUGGUUGCGGGGAACAAGCAUUUGAGGGAGAAGAUGUAA
This is a messenger RNA of Penicillium canescens, 906 nucleotides long. Its product is annotated as pyrroline-5-carboxylate reductase. The record is from RefSeq and is a predicted model, not a curated record. Gene Ontology annotation, molecular function: pyrroline-5-carboxylate reductase activity. Gene Ontology annotation, biological process: L-proline biosynthetic process. The transcript is spliced from 2 exons. The coding region runs from base 1 to 906 and encodes 301 amino acids. NCBI's taxonomy places the organism in Eukaryota, Fungi, Ascomycota, Eurotiomycetes, Eurotiales, Aspergillaceae.